UAGAAGAGGUGCAGCCUACUCACUGCCUCUGUGAUAUCCCUGGAAGCCAACACAAACCCGGAAUCAGUGGCUCCAGAAGCAGCCGGUCGUGAUGGAUCUACUCUCCGGUGUUUCCUCCGUGUGGCCGUGGCUGGACGCCCGCAGCCUGCUCCUCUUCGCUCUGGUCCUCCUGGUGACUGCAGAGUAUUUAAGGGCCCGUCGGCCCAGCAGCUUUCCUCCAGGACCACGGGCCUUUCCUCUGGUGGGCAACAUGUUCUCCAUCGACUCCAGCAAACCCCAUCGAGACAUGACUGAGUUAGCAGAGAAGUAUGGGAACGUGUACAGUCUGAGAAUGGGCCCCUCCUGGGCGGUGGUGCUGAAUGGCCUCAGCGCGCUGCAAGAGGGUCUCUGCAAAGGAGACCAACUCUCUGACCGUCCAGAGUUUCCACUCCAUUCUGAUGUGUUGCCCUCCAUGGGUAUUGUUUUUUCUAAUGGACAUGUAUGGAAACAGCAGAGGCGAUUUGCCAUCAUCACUCUCAAAUACUUUGGCCUUGGCAGGAAAUCCCUCGAAUCCUCCAUACUGGAUGAAUUUAUUUAUAUAUCCAAAGAAAUCUCCAAGCAUAAAGGGAAACUCUUUAAUCCACAUUUAAUAAUGAACAACGCUGUCUCCAACAUCAUCUGCACCCUGGUUUUUGGUCAUCGCUUUGAGUACAGUGAUGAGAUGUUUCAGAAAAUGAUUAAGUUGUUGGACAAAGGGACCCAGAUUGAAAGCUCCAUUUGGGCACAGCUGUACAACGCAUUUCCUGUGCUGAUGAGGCAUUUGCCGGGGCGACACCGCACGCUUCAAAAAAUCUAUGGUCAAAUGACGGACUUCGUUAAAACGGAAAUCGAGAAGCACAAGAAAGACUGGAACCCCUCUGAUCCCAGAGACUUCAUUGACUGUUACCUGACUGAGAUUCAGAAGCAUCAGGACAAGAGUGACGAUGAACCAGAUGCUGGUUUUCAUGAGGACAAUCUGGUCAUGUGCACCUUUGAUCUGUUUGGGGCUGGCACUGAGACCACCUCCACCACCCUGCGCUGGGCUUUGCUCUACAUGGUGAAGUACCCAGAGAUUCAGGAAAAGGUCCAGGCUGAGAUAGACAGAGUGAUUGGACAGUCCAGACAGCCGUCCAUGGAAGAUCGAGCACACCUUCCCUACACGGACGCUGUCAUACACGAGAUCCAGAGGAUGUCCAACAUAGUUCCUCUCAGCCUGCCUCAUGUUACCAACAGGGACAUCCAGCUGGGAGGCUACACAAUCCCAAAGGGAGUAACAAUCAUCCCCAAUCUGACCUCGGUGCUGUCGGAAAAGAAUGAGUGGGAGACGCCCCACACCUUUAACCCAGGACACUUUCUGAACGAGGAGGGCAAGUUUGUGAAGCGAGCUGCUUUCCUCCCUUUUUCUGCUGGCAAGCGUGUGUGUCUCGGGGAGAACCUGGCCAGGAUGGAGCUCUUCCUCUUCUUCACCUCCUUCAUGCAGCGCUUUAGCUUCUCCAUGCCUCCGGGUGUGGAGCCCGUGUUCAAGGCCCUUUCUGGAGUCACCCUUACACCCCUCCCUUAUGAAAUCUGUGCCACUCCACGCAAAGAGUGAUACACCUCCUCAAGCGUUUGCACAUUUACCAAAUAUAUUUCAGAUUAUUCAUUUUGAAAUAUUUUUGGGCCACUUCGACAACAACCCGAUAGUGUUCCCUUAAAAUGUUUUGGUUAAUGUUUUAGUACACUGUUGCCUAUAGUCUAAUGUACAUGAAGCAAUCUCAGCAAUUAUUUGGAGUCGUGUCUCUGCCAACUGUAAGUCCAAUAUAGUCUCCCUUUAGGACUGCUUUGGUCUCCAGAAACUCCUAAUAAACCAUCUGAAUCUUUA
Messenger RNA from Anoplopoma fimbria (sablefish), 1879 nucleotides. Its product is annotated as cytochrome P450 2J4-like. NCBI's taxonomy places the organism in Eukaryota, Metazoa, Chordata, Actinopteri, Perciformes, Anoplopomatidae. Bases 92 to 1609 code for a protein of 505 amino acids. Gene Ontology annotation, biological process: xenobiotic metabolic process. The transcript has 9 exons. The record is from RefSeq and is a predicted model, not a curated record. Gene Ontology annotation, cellular component: cytoplasm; intracellular membrane-bounded organelle. Gene Ontology annotation, molecular function: heme binding; oxidoreductase activity, acting on paired donors, with incorporation or reduction of molecular oxygen, reduced flavin or flavoprotein as one donor, and incorporation of one atom of oxygen; iron ion binding.